This is a messenger RNA of Xenopus laevis (African clawed frog), 1963 nucleotides long. It is a transcript of the gene atg4d.S, whose product is annotated as autophagy related 4D, cysteine peptidase S homeolog. Gene Ontology annotation, molecular function: protein-phosphatidylethanolamide deconjugating activity; cysteine-type endopeptidase activity; cysteine-type peptidase activity. Gene Ontology annotation, biological process: autophagosome assembly; protein processing; aggrephagy. The record is from RefSeq and is a predicted model, not a curated record. Gene Ontology annotation, cellular component: cytoplasm. The transcript has 11 exons. Lineage: Eukaryota; Metazoa; Chordata; Amphibia; Anura; Pipidae. The coding region runs from base 293 to 1699 and encodes 468 amino acids.
GCGUGAUGACCUUGUGACGUCAGGAUUAGCAUCCCGGAAGGAACCAAGAAACUAGUCGUUACCGGCGCUGUGGGACUAUGAGGAGCCGGGGGAAGGGCGGGCUGCGUUAAGAAGAGCGGGACUGUCGGGAGGCAUGGAAUAGUUAUGAGUAAAGGCACCGCCCCUCAAUCCUUCUCCUAGUCCUGUGCUCCCCAUGACUGACACGACUCAAACAUCAGGAAUCUGACAGAUACCCCCACAUCCUAAUCAACGUGGCUCUGGUGUCAGGUCUUGGGGAGGCCUCAGCGGUUAAAUGAAUUCUGUGUCCCCGCUGGCCACACAAUAUGGAAGCCCCAAAGCUUCACGGUCGACAGAAAACCGCAGGACUCAGCGUGGGUACCAUGAGCAGAGAAAGGGCUACCAAGAUGCCACUCCAGAGGGAGAAGCUGAUGAAGUGGAUAAACUGAAAAGCAAACUGCUGAGCGCUUGGAACAAUGUCAAGUAUGGCUGGUCAGUGAAAAUGAAAACCACUUUCAGCCGUUCUGCACCUGUGUAUUUGCUGGGAGAACGCUACUGCUUCAGGCUGGAUGAUGAAAUUGAUCGGUUUCAGAAGGAUUUUGUGUCCCGGGUGUGGCUGACGUAUAGACGUGACUUUCCUGCCCUUGAGGGAACAGCACUCACUACAGACUGCGGAUGGGGCUGCAUGAUCAGGAGUGGCCAGAUGUUACUGGCGCAAGGUCUGCUCAUGCACCUGCUUUCCCGAGAAUGGACUUGGCCAGAGGCCUUAUACACCCACUUUGUAGAAAUGGAACCCAUUCGGUCUUCGUCUCCAUCCAGAAUGCCCCUCUCUUCCUUGGCCACAAGCCAUUCAGCCAGUGACUGUUGGCCUCACGCUCACAGUUCCAGAGCUCCUCAUGGAAAUCAAGUCCAUCGGAACAUAAUUCGCUGGUUUUCAGACCAUCCAAGCGCCCCCUUUGGUCUGCACCGGAUGGUGGCAUUGGGAAGCAUCUUUGGAAAAAAAGCCGGAGACUGGUAUGGCCCCAGUAUUGUGGCGCACAUUAUAAAAAAAGCAAUAGAAACCUCAUGUGAAGUAGCAGAACUGUCUGUCUAUGUGUCUCAGGAUUGCACAGUGUAUAAGGCAGAUAUUGAGCAGCUCUUUGCUGGAGACGUUCCACACGCUGAGACCAGCAGGGAUGCAGGGAAAGCCGUCAUUAUCCUGGUGCCCGCACGACUCGGUGGAGAAACCUUCAACCCAGUUUAUAAACACUGUCUCAAGGAGUUCCUGCGGAUGCCAUCAUGUUUGGGCAUUAUUGGAGGAAAACCUAAACACUCACUCUAUUUCAUUGGAUACCAAGAUAAUUACCUGCUGUACCUGGAUCCACAUUACAGUCAGUCAUACAUUGAUACCAGCAGGAAUGACUUCCCAUUAGAGUCUUUCCACUGUAACACUCCUCGUAAAAUCUCCAUCACCAGAAUGGAUCCCAGUUGCACCUUCGCUUUCUAUGCCCAAAACCGCGAUGACUUUGGUAAACUCUGCGACCAUCUAAUGAAGGUGCUGCACUCCCCCCAUGCCGAGGAGAAAUAUCCCAUUUUCAGUAUCUCCGAAGGACAAGUUCAGGAAUAUGCUGAGGGGCUGCAGAGCGUCUCCCACCCCCCUGUGUGUCGCAAGAAAGGGCCCUUGUCGACGAGAUCCAGCUCAGAUGAGUUUGAAUUCCUGUAAAGUGCAAGUGUUGUGCCCAGGUUGUGAUGCGCCCAGCAGUCAAAAAUACACAGUGAGACCGUUAAGAGAGUGAAGAGUGUGGUACUGCUGGGAGAAGCCCACUGCACUCUACUAUUUAGUCCUGCUAGAGACUAGUGUUACAUACUACUGCUCUUAGGUCACUUAGCUACUGCCCAAUACCUUAAUCCUUAAAUGGGUUUGAGUACAGGGCCCCUUUAAUCUUCCAACUCACCUUCAACCCAAUAAAUAGCGCUAGUAGGGAAA